Molecule: messenger RNA, 1604 nt
Organism: Fragaria vesca subsp. vesca
Lineage: Eukaryota; Viridiplantae; Streptophyta; Magnoliopsida; Rosales; Rosaceae
Product: dnaJ homolog subfamily B member 1-like
Exons: 2
Coding region: 79-1158 (359 amino acids)
Cellular component (GO): cytosol
Molecular function (GO): protein-folding chaperone binding
Source: RefSeq, a predicted model, not a curated record
UCAGAGCCACGAAAAGGAAAAGCCUCAACGGAAAACCAAGAAAGAAACCGAAGAAGAAGAAGAGGAGGAGGAGGAGCGAUGGGUGUGGAUUACUACAACAUACUGAAAGUGAAUCGGAACGCGAGCGAGGACGACUUGAAGAAAGCCUACAAGCGCCUCGCCAUGAUCUGGCACCCCGACAAAAACCCCGCCGGGAAACGCCCCGAGGCCGAGUCCAAGUUCAAGCAAAUCUCCGAGGCCUACGACGUCCUCUCCGACCCCACCAAGCGCCAGAUCUACGAUCUCUACGGCGAGGAGGCUCUCAAAUCCGGCCAAUUCCCCCCUCCCUCCUCCUCCCGCUCCGCCGCGCCCCACCACCACCAGCAACACCCUCACUACUACCACCGCGCCAACAACAACCACAACAACGCCACGUCGUUUCGGUUUAACCCGAGGGACGCGGACGAUAUUUACGCCGAGAUUUUCGGAUCGGAGGGCGGCGGGAGCAGCGUGGCUGGCGGGAGUGGCGGCGGGAGGGGGUAUAGGGACGGGUUCUUCAGGACGUCGAAUGGGGCCGGUGGGCCGGAGUUCGGUGGGACUAGUAGUGGGCCUGGGCCGGGGUUGAGGAAGGCCAAUGCUGUGGAGAAUAAUCUGGCGUGCAGCUUGGAGGAGCUCUAUAAGGGAUUCAAGAAGAAGAUGAAGAUUUCCAGAAGCAUUUUCGAUUCUGCUGGUAAGGUUCGGACUAUGGAGGAGAUCUUAACCAUUGAGAUCAAACCUGGUUGGAAGAAAGGGACAAAGAUAACCUUCCCUGAGAAGGGUAAUCAAGAGCCUGGUGUUAUUCCAGCAGAUCUGAUUUUUGUCGUUGAUGAAAAACCACAUCCACUUUAUAAGAGGGAUGGUAAUGAUCUCGUGGUGAACCAGGAAAUCACACUGCUUGAGGCACUCACCGGUAAGACGCUUGAUCUCACCACCCUAGACGGAAGGAAUCUCAUGAUCCCAUUGACAGAUAUCAUCAAACCUGGAGCUGAUAUGGUUGUACCAAAUGAAGGAAUGCCGAUCUCAAAAGAACCAGGGAGAAAGGGAAAUUUGAGAAUCAAGUUUGACGUCAAAUAUCCUUCAAGACUUACCACAGAACAGAAAUCAGAUUUGAAAAGAGUUUUGGGAGGAGUUUCAUUAUGACUGCUAACUAGGUUGACCACAAUGUAAAUAUGAUGUGUUUGGUAUUUGAAGGAUGUGAAUACUAGAAGCUUUCUGGGAUGAGAGGAAGAGACAUGGGCUCCGUUUAGCAAGCUCCUGCAAUCGCAUUUGAAUUGAGGAUGCAAAUUUGAAAUUUCUAUUCUGGAGGAUAUGGCCAGUUUAUUUAUCCUACAUGAGUCAUGUCAGUUUUGGGCGGUACAUUGUUUUAUGCUUUGAUAUGCAUGCUAUACUUAGAAAAUGUCCUUGGAUUUUGAAUAGAUAUAGAAAGUGAGUUUGUCACUUCUAGAAACUAAAUCAUUGAAAUUUUUUAUGUACUGGGUCUGGGUGAUUAGGGAUUCAACUUGGGGUUUCUCAUUUCUUCUUUCUUCUUAACCUUUUACUUUCGUAUGUAUUUUUAUUUAUUGAAUAGUCAUUGUUUGUCAUCUGAU